Molecule: messenger RNA, 1678 nt
Organism: Cryptomeria japonica (Japanese cedar)
Lineage: Eukaryota; Viridiplantae; Streptophyta; Pinopsida; Cupressales; Cupressaceae
Product: light-independent protochlorophyllide reductase subunit N-like
Exons: 1
Coding region: 28-1398 (456 amino acids)
Biological process (GO): chlorophyll biosynthetic process; photosynthesis, dark reaction
Molecular function (GO): oxidoreductase activity, acting on iron-sulfur proteins as donors
Source: RefSeq, a predicted model, not a curated record
AUUUAAUCAACAUAGUUAUAAUCAUUUAUGUCAGUGAAAAUUGAUGAAACUCUCACUGUCGAAUGUGAGACAGGUAAUUAUCAUACUUUUUGUCCAAUUAGCUGUGUAUCUUGGUUAUAUCAAAAGAUUGAAGAUAGUUUCUUUUUAGUUGUGGGUACAAAGACAUGCGGUUAUUUUCUGCAAAAUGCACUUGGAGUAAUGAUUUUUGCAGAACCUCGCUAUGCAAUGGCAGAAUUGGAAGAAGGAGAUAUCUCGGCUCAAUUGAAUGAUUAUGAAGGAUUAAAAAAACUUUGUAUUCGAAUAAAAAAAGAUAGAGACCCCAGCGUGAUCAUAUGGAUAGGUACUUGUACUACAGAGAUAAUCAAAAUGGAUUUGGAAGGUAUGGCACCCAAGCUAGAAUGGGAAAUUGGAAUCCCAAUUCUAGUGGCAAGAGCGAAUGGACUCGAUUAUGCUUUUACUCAAGGAGAAGAUACUGUGUUAGCUGCGAUGGCACAUCGUUGUCCAGAACCGGAAUUCUCUGUUCGUGAACGAAAAGAAACUAUACAAAAUUUUUUCAUUUCUCAUUCUAGAAAAAAAGAGGAAUUGGUUGAAUAUGCAAAUCACCCCUCCUUAGUUCUUUUUGGAUCUUUGCCGUCCAAUGUGGCUUCUCAACUAAAUCUAGAAUUAAAACGUCAAUCCAUCAAGGUAUCAGGUUGGUUACCUGCUCAAAAAUACACCGAUCUUCCAUCAUUGGGUGAUGGAGUUUAUGUUUGUGGUGUUAACCCAUUUUUGAGCCGGACAGCUACAACUUUGAUAAGAUGCAAAAAAUGUCAAUUAAUUGAAGCUCCUUUUCCUAUCGGUCCAGACGGAACGCGUGCUUGGAUUGAAAAGAUUUGUCCUAUAUUUGGUAUUGAACCCCAAGGUUUGGAGGAAAGGGAGGAACGGAUAUGGGAAAGUUUAAAGGAUUAUCUUGAUUUGGUACGUGAUAAGUCUGUCUUUUUCAUGGGAGAUAAUCUGCUAGAAGUAUCUCUAGCAAGAUUCUUAAUAAGAUGUGGAAUGAUUGUUCAUGAAAUUGGCAUUCCAUAUAUGGAUAAACGAUAUCAAGCUGCUGAAUUAUCACUUUUACAAGAUACAUGUAUGAAAAUGCGCGUACCAAUACCACGAAUUGUGGAGAAACCAGAUAAUUCGAAUCAAAUACGACGUAUACGCGAAUUACAACCCGAUUUAGCUAUCACGGGAAUGGCUCAUGCUAACCCGCUAGAAGCAAGAGGAAUUAGUACUAAAUGGUCAGUUGAAUUUACUUUUGCUCAGAUUCAUGGGUUUGCCAAUGCAAGAGAUGUACUUGAAUUGGUUACCCGACCUCUACGGCGUCAGAAAAAUUUAGAAGACUUGGGUCCAACCACUUUGGUCAGAAAAUAAUAAGUUGAAAUUCCAGUAAUUGAAAAUAUCAACAUAUAGAUAAUUUUGUGAAAUAAAGAUCCAAAUUGAUUCAAAUUCAUAUUAUUUUGAAUGUUAUUUGUGGAUGUGAGCCACAGCUAAUAUUGAUUUAUUUUUACGGGAGAUCCCAAAAAUGAUUUCUAUAAUCAUUUCAAAUCUCCCCAUGCUUAUAUGAGAGAUAUAAGGGUCAUUUCUCUCAUUUCUAAUGUGUGUUACACCACCGAUGAACACGAAAACAUUAUUUAUUUUAUUUAUUAGAUGG